Messenger RNA from Rhinichthys klamathensis goyatoka, 1120 nucleotides. It is a transcript of the gene alkbh7, whose product is annotated as alkB homolog 7. The coding region runs from base 103 to 807 and encodes 234 amino acids. NCBI's taxonomy places the organism in Eukaryota, Metazoa, Chordata, Actinopteri, Cypriniformes, Leuciscidae. Gene Ontology annotation, cellular component: mitochondrial matrix. The transcript has 4 exons. The record is from RefSeq and is a predicted model, not a curated record. Gene Ontology annotation, biological process: DNA damage response; fatty acid metabolic process.
AGAAUUCUUAGCGAAUUCAAAAUGGCGCCUUGUCAUUGACAGUUGAGACACCGGUACGCUGAAUAUUGUGGAUAUUGUCUGUUUUAAGGCGUCCUCGACAGUAUGACACCACCGCUAAUUAGAGUAGUGAAACAAGUACAGCGGAAAUCUCUCCAGUGCCCCGUAUUGAAUUGGUUUUCAACGGAUAACUCAGCACUACGAAAAGGGCCCGACUGCAAAGAGGAGAGUAAAUGGUUGUGUGGAUCGUCUCAGGAAAUUCUGUCCGCAGUGCGUGGACAAGUUAAAGUUAAGCAGAACUUCAUCAGCGAGGAAGAGGAGAGUGCAAUUUUUAAAGAAGUAGAACCAGGACUUAGAAAAAAGCGAUAUGAAUUUGACCACUGGGACGAUGCCAUCCACGGCUACAGAGAAACAGAACGGCUGCAGUGGGGAGUUAUGUGUGAAAGCAUCUUGAGGCGGGUGAGAGUAGCUGCAUUUCCUGAAGGCAGUCCACUGCUUGGGCCGAUUCAUGUUCUGGACCUGGACAAAGAGGGCUAUAUCAAACCCCACAUUGACAGUGUGAAGUUCUGCGGAAGCACUAUUGCAGGGCUGAGCCUGUUGUCCGAUAGUAUUAUGCGUCUGGUCCCAGAAAAUAAUUCCACAGAUUGGGUGGACUUGCUUCUGAGCCGGCGCUCACUUUAUAUAUUAAGGGAUGAUGCUCGUUUUAAAUUCACCCAUGAAAUCCUGAAAGAUGAAGAUUCAUUUUUCUCAGGACACAAGAUUCCACGUCAUCGCCGCAUCUCUGUGAUCUGUCGAAACCUGCCUGUGUAAAGAAAUUAAGACUGGACGGACCAUAGCACCCUUCUUGGAAACACUGUGGCUUCCUGGUCUAGAAGUCGACACAUUGUUCACCUUUCAGAUACUCUCAUAUGGCUAGAAAAAUGCAUCAAUCAGAUGCAUUUUUCCAGGAAUAACCACAAAGAAAACGUGGAAACAACUGGUAGCAUUACUUGAUAACAUUCAGCUCACUGAAAUGUGGUUUAAAUACCUCUGGAGGAUUAUGAAAGGGAGGGAUAUGAUUUAUGAAAUGUAUAAAUGUAAAAUGAGAAAAGGAAAAUCAUUGGGAACUGCUUCUAUGUAUAAU